CUCACCUCCAAGGUCCAGCCUCUCAUGCCAUCAACCCCAAACCGGUUCUCCGCUCUGCACCCAAAUCACUGGCUCUGCCAGGACUGACGGAUGAGAGCGCUCCAGAGACUGAUUCAGGGCAGGGUCCUGCUCCUGACCACCUGUGCGGCUGGCAUUGGUGGGACUUUUCAAUUUGGCUACAAUCUCUCCAUCAUCAAUGCCCCAACUUUGCCCAUUCAGGAAUCCAUCAACGAGACAUGGUGGCUGCGGACCGGCCGGCCACUGUCCGACCACCUGGUUCUGUUUGUGUGGUCCCUCAUUGUGUCUCUGUACCCCCUGGGGGGCCUCUUUGGAGCCUUGCUUGCCGGGCCCCUGGCUGUCCUGCUGGAAGGUAAGAAGAAGUCCCUCCUGGUGAAUAAUGUCUUUGUGGUGGCCGCAGCCACCUUGUUUGGCUUCAGCUGCCAAGCAGGCUCCUUUGAGAUGAUCAUGCUGGGCAGGCUGCUCAUGGGAGUCAGUGCAGGCUUGAGCAUGAAUGUCCAGCCCAUGUACCUGGGGGAAAGUGCUCCCAAGGAAUUCCGAGGAGCCGUGGCCAUGACCCCAGCCAUCUUCGCCCUGGGGAUCGUGAUUGGUCAGGUGGUCGGACUCAGGGAGCUUCUGGGUGACCCAGGGGCCUGGCCCCUGCUGCUGGCCAGCUGCCUGGUGCCUGGGCUGCUCCAGCUUGCCUCCCUCCCUCUGCUCCCUGAGAGCUCACGCUACCUACUCAUUGACCGUGGAGACACUGAGGCCUGCCUGGCAGCCCUGCAGCGGCUGCGGGGCACUGCAGACGUGGCCGGGGAGCUGGCGGAGCUGGAGGAGGAGCGGGUCGCCUGCCAGGGCCAGCGCGCCCGGCGCCCAUGGGAGCUGUUCCAGGAUCGCGGCCUGCGGAGGCAGGUGACGAGCCUCGUGGUGCUGGGCAGUGCCGUGGAGCUCUGCGGGAACGACUCGGUGUACGCAUACGCCUCCUCAGUGUUCAGGGCGGCGGGGAUCCCUGAGGGGAAGGUCCAGUUUGCAGUCUUGGGGACUGGGAGCUGCGAGCUGCUUGCGGCCUGCCUCAGUUGUGUGCUGAUCGAGAGGUCAGGCCGCCGUGUGCUGCUGAUAGGAGGGUACUGCCUGAUGACCUGCUGGGGAAGUAUUUUCACUGUGGCCCUAUGCCUGCAGAGCUCCUUCUCCUGGAUGCCCUACCUGGCCAUGUCCUGCAUUUUUGCCUUCGUCCUCAGCUUUGGCAUUGGCCCCGCCGGAGUGACAGUGAUCCUGGCCACAGAGCUGUUUGACCAGAAGGCCAGGCCUGCUGCCUAUAUGGUUGGUGGCGCGCUCGUGUGGACCUUGCUCUUCCUGGUCGGGCUGGGGUUUCCCUUCAUCAAGGAGGGCUUGUCCCACUUUCUCUAUAUGCCUUUCCUCGCCUUCUGUGUCUGUGGGGCCAUCUAUACUGGCUUCUUUCUCCCUGAGACCAAAGGCAAGACCUUCCUGGAGAUCUCCGAGGAACUGCACAGACUCAACUUCCCCUGGCACAGCCAGGGCCCCAAGUGGACGGGCCCAGAAGUCAUCUUGUCCACAGAGCUGUAGCACUGUUAGGUAUGGUGGGGGCCCAGAUUCAGCUGUUGCUGUCUCCUUUGCUUCCUGCCAAGGGUCCUGGCCCCCUGCAUUCCCUAGUUCCUGUGUUCAUUUGUCUAAUGAGUG
Lontra canadensis (Northern American river otter) is the source of this 1695-nucleotide messenger RNA. It is a transcript of the gene SLC2A11, whose product is annotated as solute carrier family 2 member 11. The transcript has 12 exons. Gene Ontology annotation, molecular function: hexose transmembrane transporter activity. Bases 91 to 1581 code for a protein of 496 amino acids. Gene Ontology annotation, biological process: monosaccharide transmembrane transport. The record is from RefSeq and is a predicted model, not a curated record. Gene Ontology annotation, cellular component: membrane. NCBI's taxonomy places the organism in Eukaryota, Metazoa, Chordata, Mammalia, Carnivora, Mustelidae.